Kwoniella botswanensis is the source of this 1434-nucleotide messenger RNA. RefSeq lists its product as uncharacterized. Gene Ontology annotation, biological process: arginine metabolic process. Lineage: Eukaryota; Fungi; Basidiomycota; Tremellomycetes; Tremellales; Cryptococcaceae. Gene Ontology annotation, cellular component: mitochondrial matrix. The transcript has 4 exons. The record is from RefSeq and is a predicted model, not a curated record. The coding region runs from base 1 to 1434 and encodes 477 amino acids. Gene Ontology annotation, molecular function: pyridoxal phosphate binding; transaminase activity; identical protein binding.
AUGUCCGCUCCAGCUCUGCUCAGGCUCGCUCGACCUAGAGUCACCAACCCACUUCGAUCGUCAUUAGCCAGAGGCUACGCUACUGAGCUCAAACCCAACUUAUCAUACACCAAACCCACCCAUCCCGACUCCACCGCCUCUUCCCACACGUCCACCCAAAACAUCAUAACUGAUCAUUCUCAAUACCUACUCAACACCUACAUCCGACCUCCUAUACUCAUCACUAAAGGAAAAGGCCUGAUCCUUACAGACACCCUCAACCGGGAUUACCUAGACUUCACAGCUGGUAUAGCAGUGACCGCUCUGGGUCACUCAGACGAAGGUAUCAACCAAAUUAUCAAUGAACAAUCCUCCAAUUUGAGUCACGCAAGUAAUAUAUAUUGGAAUGAACAUGCUGGUGAACUCGCAAAAUCCCUAGUGGAAAAUACAAAGAAGUUCGGUGGUCUAGGUUUUACUUCGGGUGGUACUUCAUCUAACGAUGAAGCUCAAGCCAAAGUGUUCUUCUCGAACUCUGGUACAGAAGCUAACGAAGGAGCCUUGAAAUUCGCUCGAGCCCAUGGAAAAGUUACAGGAGGAGAAAACAAAACUGGUAUAGUAUGUUUUACGAAUGCGUUCCACGGAAGAUCGAUGGGUGCAUUAUCAGUUACGCCCAAUCCAAAAUAUCAAUCCCCUUUUGCACCUCUUAUACCUAAUGUCAAAGUGGGCAAAUACAACGAAACUUCCCAAAAGGCUAUUGAGGAGCUGAUAGAUGAAAAUACCUGUGGAGUGAUAUUGGAGCCUAUCCAAGGUGAAGGUGGGGUUGAACAGGGAGAUAUAGAAUUUUUGAAGUUGGUUGCGAAGAGGGCUAGGGAGGUCGGAGCUGUUUUGAUAUAUGAUGAGAUUCAGUGCGGUCUCUUCAGAUCGGGUAGCAUGUGGGCCCAUUCCUCCUUCCCUGUCGAAGCUCACCCCGACAUAAUCACGAUGGCCAAACCCUUAUCCAACGGAUUCCCCAUCGGCGCCAUCAUGGUCCGUUCCUCGAUCGCCGAGACCAUCACACCAGGAAUGCACGGUACGACCUUCGGUGGUCAACCCUUAGCCACUGCCAUAGGUGUUCACGUCCUAUCCCGUCUAUCGGAUCCAUCAUUCCUCUCUAAUCUCAAAGAAACUUCAGAAUACCUAGGUGAAAAGAUGAGAAGACUUCCUGAACUUUUCCCAUCCUUGAUUCAAGAGAAAUUACGAGGUAGAGGAUUGAUUAGAGGAAUAGGCUUCAAGGAUAAUACCAGACCUUCCGAACUGGUUAGACUUGCUAGGGAACGAGGUGUAUUGCUUUUAACUGCUGGAUCGGACGCUGUCAGGUUCGUACCCGCUUUGACGGUUAGUAAAGAACAGAUUGACCAGGCGAUGGGUGUCAUUGAGAGUUGUUUGAGUAUUAUCGUUGAGGGUGAGAAGGCUUAA